AAUAAUAGACCCGAUUUUGUGAAUGGAUGAACAACGAUUUUGGAGUAGUGCCUUGGGCGAGUGGAUUUGUGAUUGUGUCUGUGGGACAUCAUUACAUUAUUCUAAACAUUCUAAUCCCAACCUCCAUGGUCCACUAAUAUCUGAAUCUACUUGGCGAUCUCCUGCCAAUACUGAUCUUCAGCUUCGCUAUUCGGAACUUUGUGAUAGCAUUGCUUUAAACCUUUUAUUUUGUUUUUUGUAUGUUUUAUUUUAA
Molecule: messenger RNA, 253 nt
Organism: Meloidogyne enterolobii
Lineage: Eukaryota; Metazoa; Nematoda; Chromadorea; Rhabditida; Meloidogynidae
Source: the annotation of a GenBank genome assembly